This is a messenger RNA of Mobula hypostoma (lesser devil ray), 1683 nucleotides long. RefSeq names its product Fc receptor-like protein 2. The transcript has 7 exons. NCBI's taxonomy places the organism in Eukaryota, Metazoa, Chordata, Chondrichthyes, Myliobatiformes, Myliobatidae. The coding region runs from base 247 to 756 and encodes 169 amino acids. The record is from RefSeq and is a predicted model, not a curated record.
CUCAGUGGUGGCCAUUUUGAAUACAUUCUGAAUAAGACAAGUAAAGAAUACGGAAGUUCGAACACAGACUCAAAGCAGUAAUUGUUGCCAAAAGUGCAUCUACGAAGUACUGACUUGAAGGAGAUGCUGCUUGGCUCACUGACUUCCUCCGGAAGUUUGCUCUGAACUCCAGAUUCAAUCAUCUGUAGUGUCUGCACGCAUCAAGUUCUGUUCUGCAAAUGGUGGACGACCUCCAAACUAACGCAAAUGACCAGUGCUUGCUGUCACUCACCAGAACCGGUAUCUGUUCCUGUGCUGUUUCUGUCACCGCCAAAUGUCUCGUGUGUUGGACACUCAGUGUUAGUGUCCUGUGAGUCUGUCCAGGGAUCCCUUCCCAUUCAGUACACGUUCUAUGAAAAGAUCCCAUCUGAGGAUUCAAAGAUCUCCAACACCAGUAAACUGGCUCUACAUUGUCAAUCCUUCAAACACCAGCACCAUCAAUAUUACUGCACAGCCUCGAAUAAUCAUGGAGCAAAAUCCAGUGAAAUGAUCAACGUGAGAGUCUUCAAUAGAACGGGGAGUUGCAGUUAUACGGUGGAAAUCAAUGGCACUGGACGUAAUUAUUCUUGUGAAACUACUACAGCAGAGUCAAUGACAACUGCAGGUUCUACAGGGAUAGGAAUACAUUCCAUUGCUUCCCUGAGAUACACAGUAUGGAAGCUGGGGCGCUGGCUGCUCUUUGUUCUGAUGGUUAUCUUCACUAUUUCAAUCAAAUAGUUCAAGCAAGAAACUAAGAAAUGCGAUAACUGAAAUCUGCACUGCUGAUACCCUUUGUGAAGAAUCCUUGAAGUUAACAAAUGUGAUGGAAUUUUGCUUCAAGAUCAGAUGUUUUCUCCUAGCUUUGAACAGCUCUUAUUGACUGUUCUAUGUAUAUACCUUAUGUUACUAUACCAGUGACUUAAUGAAACUGAAACCAAGCAAAACAAACUAAUCAUCCUUCAAAGUGACAUUUUUGUUUCCAUAAUUCUAUUUUAAAAAACUUUCCCUUCUUUGUACUGAACAUAGUUUCACCUUUCCCAAUACUUCAGAAUCUUCAACUCUGUUAGAUAGAGAGUUGUCAAUUCAAAUUUUAGCCGUAGAUAUUGCUUAUUAUACUAAUCUGCAAAUAAUAAUGAAUUAAAUGCUUCUUAAUUCAUUGCUGGUGUUAAUGAGUGGUUAUAUGUUUUUUUUCUCAUCUGACUUAAGUCAUGGAGAACAGAUUGCAUUUUGGUUCUUGGAUUUGUCUCAGUGUCAAUGGUUAUUUACUUACUGCCCGUUAUGCCGGUGUUUAGAGCAUCAAUGAAGGUCCUCCAUCUCCGUCUGUCCUAGGCCAUCUUCUCUAUUGUAUCUCAGAUUUGGUUCAGGGGUCCUCAUUUUUGCCUCUAUGGUAUGGUGCCAAGUAGUAUUUGGCUUCCCGCAUUUCCUCAGCCCUUCAGGUGUCCUGUGAAGUGCUGUCUUGGAGAAUGGAAUUGACCACUCUUCUCACCAUGUGCCCAAUUCAUCUGCAACAUUUACCACGUCCUCUUGAUAACACUGAUGGAGUAUGGGAAACAAUUAAUCCUUCAAGCCAUGAGAUUACACGAGAACAAUUAUUGAAGAUGGAUAUGGACCUGAAACAUUGGAUUUGUUUUUCUUUACGCGGAUGCUGCCUGACCCACUAAAGAA